AUGACUUGUCAACACGAAUCGUUAGGGGCGGAAAUGUGUCCUUACUGUGGUUAUUGUAAUCAUGAAAUCAUUUUCAAAGAUUUAUGCGCCAUUUGCGGUAGUCUUGUAGUCCAAGAUGACCGUGAUGAAGGCACUGCGAAUAAUAACAACCAACACUUUGAUAUAAGUCAUAGAUCCGACGGUGUACGAGUGAGUUUCAAGGAAGCUCAACGUUUAGAAAAGAAAGAUGAAGAACGUUUGUUGAAAGAAAAGAAACUUUCACUUAUUGUCGAUCUUGACCAGACUGUUUUACAUGCCGCUUGGGAACCCCAUAUAGCGCAAUGGGUCGACGACCAUAAAGCGCAGAAGGAUCCUUUAGCCGAAAACAUGUUUACUUUUUCGUUGGAUGGAACGAAUAAAUAUACCAUUAAACUACGACCUGGAUUAUCUGAAUUCUUGAAAGAAAUCUCUCAAUAUUACGAAAUGCAUAUCUAUACCAUGGGUACCAGAGCCUAUGCCGAAGCGGUCGCCAAAGUCAUUGAUCCCACGGGAGAGCUGUUUAGGGAUCGGAUUUUAUCGCGUGACGAGAAUGGUAGUGUGAUGAAAAAGAGAUUAGAACGUUUAUUUCCCUCAGAUCACACCAAAGUCGUGGUGUUGGAUGACCGUGCCGAUGUGUGGGAUUUCUCACAAAACUUGAUACAGAUUAAACCUUAUGAAUAUUUUGCGGGUGUAGGAGAUAUCAACGCGCCGCCCAGCAUCGCUGCGAGCCCUGCGAACGAUAGCAACAUGUUGAAACAGACGACGACAACGACAGAAACGACAGAGACGGUCACAACAGAUACAACGACGAUAGACAAAAUGAAUGAGACAACCGAGCAAGAUGGCCACAGCACCGAUAAGGGUGCUCUCAGCGGGGAAGAGCCCACGACGGCGACGAUGACGCCGAUGACGACAACGACGACGACGACGACGACGACCAACACAACAGAAAAGGACAGCUCUGUGACGCCCACCAUUGUCAAUGACGAUGCUGUGAACGAAAGUAUUGUAAACGACAUUAAGCACCAUCAACAUAUUCCACCUCCCGCCACGACCACCAUGCCUGUGAUUGACCCUGAAAAGUUGGUAGAAAGUGAGAAUAAAAAGAGCAAAGAAACAGACGAUGCAAUGGAUACAACAGCAGACGCUUCCUUGACACACACGACAAGCGAUGAAAGUGCUGCUGCUAAUGCUGCUGCUAAUGCUGCUAAUACUACAACGCUGCAUAGAUCGAAUCCAUAUUCCACAGACAGCCAUUACAACGCUACGAAUAGUAUGAAUAGCUAUACCCCUAAAUCGCAUGAUUCAGAUACCAUCCUCAAAGUUGUUCAAAAAACACUGAUUGAAGUACACUGUCGAUUCUACGAAAAAGUCGAAAAAGAGAAUGCACGACCGAACGUGGCGGAUAUUUUGAAUGGCGUGAAAAGUCAUGUGUUAUCGGGAUGUCAUCUUGUGUUUUCAGGCGUGAUUCCAUUGCAGGUCGACCCUACCACGUCUUCUUUAUGGAAGAUGGCAACGUCCUACGGUGCCCAGUGCUGGGAAGAACUCACAGGUAAAGUCACCCAUCUCAUUGCAGCCCAUCCAUGCACGACCAAAGUCAACAAAGCCCGUAAAUAUCCGAAAAUUCAAAUUGUAUCACCGCCGUGGUUGUUCAACUCGGUUUGGAAUUGGAAAAAGGAAGAGGAGGAAAAGUACAAACUGGAGCUUCCUCAGGAUAAGUACGCAGAUUCAGAGAGUGACAGUGAGGACAUUGAAGAUAUUGAGGCAGUUGACAGAGCGUUUGAUCGUUUUACAAAGCAAAAGGGAAAAGAGAGGUCCAAUGGAGAAGAAGAAGAGGCAGGUGCUGCAGGAGAGACCGCUAUGGACGACCGGCAGGAAAAGGUAGAAGAGACGAUCGAUUUCGACUGGACAGAUGAUGAAGUAGAUGAUGCUAUGAAUGAAGAAGACAGUGAUGAGGACGAUGAGAGUGAAGCAUCUGAAGAUAAAGACACAAACGAAAUAGAGCGUACAAGCGUUCAACAGCGAGAGACAGACGAUGACGAAGAGGAGGAGGAUGAGGAGGAUGAGGAUUUUUUAAACGAUAUCCUGAAUGAGUUGGAUGAGGAAGAGGAAGAUGAAGAGAAUGUUGCAGAUAGGGAGGAGUAUGGUGACGAGAGUGAUAACGAAAGCUCUGGGACAAAGCGAAAAUUUGAAAAUGAUGAUGAUGAUGAAGACGACGGGUAUUCUGAUAGAGAGGACUCAAGGCGCAGAAAGUCCUUCAGAUCAGACGACUAG
This is a messenger RNA of Mycotypha africana, 2292 nucleotides long. RefSeq lists its product as uncharacterized. Gene Ontology annotation, molecular function: RNA polymerase II CTD heptapeptide repeat phosphatase activity. Gene Ontology annotation, cellular component: nucleus. The record is from RefSeq and is a predicted model, not a curated record. Bases 1 to 2292 code for a protein of 763 amino acids. The transcript has 4 exons. Lineage: Eukaryota; Fungi; Mucoromycota; Mucoromycetes; Mucorales; Mycotyphaceae.